Molecule: messenger RNA, 438 nt
Organism: Naegleria gruberi
Lineage: Eukaryota; Heterolobosea; Eutetramitea; Acrasida; Naegleriidae
Exons: 1
Coding region: 1-438 (145 amino acids)
Source: RefSeq, a predicted model, not a curated record
AUGUCCUCCUCAACUAUUCCAUCCUACACUGCCAAUCUUUCAGCACCUUAUCCUCUCUGUGAGAAAUCGAGUCACUCAUUUUCCAUUAGUAAAAGUGGUCAUACUUUUAAUUUUCGAAUGGAUGUGAGUUCAAUUUCUUCCGAAUCAUUGUCAGCAUCCUAUGCAUCGAUGGGAUAUUAUCUGAGAGAAUCGGCAAGUGUUUUCCUUUUGGGCAAUAAUCAAGGUGAAGAACAAGCUGUUGCUCAUUAUUGUCAUCGAUAUGGACCUUCUUCUGAUACUAGUGCAUUGUAUGGGUACAUUGUUGGACAAGGAGAAGCAUCUGCAGAGAAUUGUUUGGACAUGUCAAUGUUUGGUAAUUUUGCCAACAAUAUUCAAACUCAUUUUGAAUCCAAUUGGGACAGUUCAAGCUUGCCUGGAAAAUCAUGCAUCAUUGCUUAA